This is a messenger RNA of Talaromyces proteolyticus, 8566 nucleotides long. RefSeq lists its product as uncharacterized. NCBI's taxonomy places the organism in Eukaryota, Fungi, Ascomycota, Eurotiomycetes, Eurotiales, Trichocomaceae. The transcript has 3 exons. The record is from RefSeq and is a predicted model, not a curated record. The coding region runs from base 1 to 8271 and encodes 2756 amino acids.
AUGGCUGCCACCGACGACCUCCAGCUCCUUCCUCUCCUUUCCAAGAGGUUCCCCUCCGUGUCCAGUUCCUUGAGACGGGCUUUCACUCAAGUCCAGCAGGGAGAGACGGACCUCUCGCUGGCCUUGCAGAAUGUCGCUGCCACCGUGCCUGGGUCCGAUGCCAAUCAACUCAAGUUCAUCGAUCAACUACUGUCCUGCACCACCUACAACGUCGACCUCCUGUCUCAUCUGCUGGCCGACCGAGAUGCCAACAGUAUACGCGAUGUUGCUCUCCGAUCCUCUUCCUUGGGUGUCGGCGACUAUCCCGAAUACGUCCUGAAGAAGUUCCGUAGUCGUCUGUUGGGUUUGGAAUCCACUGCGACGAUCUACAGCUUGCUGGUCCAGACGACGUUCCCGGAGAAAGAGAAAGCUGUCCUCUCUGCCGCGCGAACAUUCAUGAAGCGAUUGCUUGACGUAGACUUCGACAUCUCCAGGCACUCUGUGCGUCCGUAUCUUAAUGACCCGCAGUAUCUCCAGCUGGUUCCGAAGCCAAACCAAACCAGAGUCAUCGGCUUGAUUGCCGUGCUGCAGCGCCUCCAAGCGGUAGUUACGGAUCCCCUGGAUAUCAUCAAGCUUAUCCAAGCUUCCAUAUACUCAGCUGCAACCAUCUCACGGAAGUCUCUGGAGAAGUUUACCUCCGCCGUGGCUAAUUCUGGCAUCAGCCCCGAGUCAGCCCAGCGCAUCUAUCACCAGGCAUGCCGCAUCCAUCGCCGGAACGAACGGCUGUGGGUCAAGGGAUUGCAGGAGAAGACUGAAGUUCCAUUGGCCUUGACAAAAUCAUCCCACCCUCAUUCUCGCGCUGAAUCCUUCGAGACCCCCAGCAGCGGUGACACCAAGAUCAACAUCGGCAACAUGUUCCCCAGCGUCAUGCAGAUGGAGGGUUGCGCCGACUGUUCGUCUAUCACUAGCCCCGCGGCUUACUUCGUGAGUAUGCUGCAGCAGCUGGAUAAGUGGCUGGUCGAUCCCAAAGAUGCAGGCAACCCGAAGACUCUCCGAGACUCUUUAUUCGACCGCCGUCCUGACCUGGGGGAUCUCCAGCUGUCGUGCGCCAACACCAACGUGCAGCUGCCGUACAUCGACCUGGUGAACGAGGCCCUGGAGUCAGUCGUCAAGCAUGCCAGCCUCGACGUUGAGGAGCCCUUCAACAUGGACGACGAAGACACCAGCGACGGUGACCUCACCGAGCCGCGGCACGUCAAUUAUACUGUCUAUCGGGAUAUCAUCCAACCGAUGGUGUUCCCUCUGAGCCGGUUUCCCUACAACCAGGCCAUCGAUAGCAUCCGAAACUUCUUGCACGCUCUGGGAACGACUCGCUCGGAUCUGGUAGUCGCGCUUCGCUCCGAACAGCGGCUAAUCUCACUGAUUCCGUCCUCUUCCUCCUCUUCUUCCUCCUCCUCUUCUUCUUCCUCCUCAUCUCUGUCAACCCAGCAGGCAGCUGCCGUGUUGGACCGGUUUGCGGCGGCGGAGUCCCUAGAUCUCCAGCAGGAAGAAUACGUGAUCAUCACGGGAGAAGCCAUCCAGACGCGGGACUUCUUAGGCAACCCCAAUGACUAUCACGACCGCAUCGGGCUCAAGCCUACUGCCGCCUAUUGGGGAUACCAAACGAAAGAGGAGAUGUUGUCUACCAAUGAAACCAAGUCAACCGGUCUCAUGUUCAUCAAGGCCCAAUUCUUACCCCGUGCGGAGAUCAGUUUCAAUCAGUUGCUCGCCCUACUGAAUACUCGCUAUCUCGGCGAACAUCUGGUCAUCGAAAUGCCCAAUGGCGAGACACAGUUCUCGGGCAAACUGGACGACAUGCGACUGCGCUAUGUUGAAUCUCCUGGCAACCACCCGGCUAACCCCUUGACAGAAGAUAUCUGUAACCGGCUGCAGGCAUUCAUACUGGACGAUCCCGGACACCGACGCGGCCAUCACGAUCCUCUCGAAAAACAACAGCAAUGUCAUCACGCCGGAUGUAAUCACUGGCAUCGCGGGGGUCAAACAGCUCUCGAAGAUGGCCAACCUCCCCAUCGUCGAGUUGCUGCCCCUCUGGGGGAUAUACCCACGAACGGAUCGUCCUCCCUCUACGCACGCCUCUUCCUGACCCCCAGACUGGAGCCGCAAAAUGUGGUCUUCCAGCUUGGAGCGGACGGGAAUCUCAAACAGCCGAAUCAGACGCUGGCCAGCUGUGCCGGCGUCCUGCAGUCUGCGUUGCAGCUCACGACCUCGGGCUUUGCGGGCCUCCAGACAAGGGUUUCGAAAACGCUGUCACUAGCCAGCAUCUCGCAACUCUACCGCCAAUCCCUUCUCUGUCGGCUGCUGGAGAUCAGGCCCGAGCAGUAUAAUACCUUCCGUGCCCUUUAUUCCAAGCUGCAUCCCUUCGAGAGCCCGCAGGCGACCAUCGACAUCAUCCAGAGAUUCACGGCGUUGACGGCUCGCGGCUGGACGCUCGACAGCCUCGACUUCAUCAUGCAAACAUUUGCGAUUCAGGGCCGGUCAGAUAACAAAUCCGCUGAUGAGUUUGGGGUAACCGUCGAGAAGGAAGUGCCGACCGUGGUCCAGAUCAUCACCAGCAACACCAGCCCUGGACUGGGGACGGAUGACGAUGAUCAGAAGGCGAGACAGUCAUACCAAGUGAAGCUGCUGAGGAUCUGCAAGAUCCUGCAGCCGCUGUUCCCGGGCCUAAACGCGGAGAUCCUCCAGUUCAUGCUCUCCGACGUGCUCACCGUCGAUGGCCAACAUCCGGCCAUCGCCGCUCUCAUCCAGCUAGCUCCUCCCGACAUCAGCAAGUCUCCGUUCCAGGGCUAUUUCCUACCUCCGUCCACCGAGAUAUAUACCUUUGUCACCGAUGAGGCGGGGUCCAAGAGGAGUCUAUCGAUCGACGGCGUCAAGGUUGCCUUCUCCAAACAAUCGGGGAGGUAUGUUACAAGCCCCCGACGACUGCUCAACGGCCAAUCGUACCAGUUCACCUGGGAGGGACAUCUCGAUCCAAAGUUCCAAGAACUCCAGUGGCAGACCACAGCGCUGGAUGCCGCACAGCCCUUCACGCCGGCUCUGGUGGUCGACCGGUCCGCCGUUCAGACAGCCAGCGUGGUCCUGUCCAGCCUCGCGCAGGUGCGCCAGCUCGUGCACAACUACCAGCUAGCGGUCGAGGAAGUCCACUAUUUCCAUACUGAUGCUUCCAACUUCGCCUUUCAGGGCGUGUCCAUGGCCGAGCUCGAGGAGCUGCAGCUGUAUACGGACCUCCGGGACUCGUUCCCACCACCCAAGGGCCGCUCCUCCUCUUUGUCCGCACUGCUGGACUUUCGCAAAUGGCUCGCCAACCCCGAUGAUCCCAAACAGCUCGUCCCACGGUUGGCCGGACUGGGGGGCUGGGAUACGGCUCUCGUCAAGCAGAUCUGCGGGGCUCACUACCAGGGUCUCGAUGAUACCGCGUUAGUUAAGCUGAUCGGUCAGGAUGACCUCUCCAGUCUCGAGCGGAUCCGGGGAGCUGUCAAGGCGAUAUCUCGACUUUUGGCCAUCCCUGCGCUCUCCAGCAACCUCCUUUACAGCAUCGCCGCACCCGCUACAAACCCAGAAGACAUCCCCAUGAUGGAUUUCUCCAACGCGGACGCGCUCCGGCAGGCCAUCCACUCUCAAGCGACCACUACCGCCUCUCUGCGUGCGGCGAACGACCAGCUGCGAGAGCACCAGCGGGCCGCUCUGGUAGCGUAUCUCCUGCAGCAAAAGUCCAUCCAGGACCGCAACCUGUUCGACGCCGACUCUCUCUAUGAACACUUUCUGAUCGACGUGCAGAUGGGGUCCGGCAUGAAGACGUCCCGGCUGAAGCAGGCCAUCUCGACCGUCCAGCUGUACGUGCAGAGGUGCAUGCUGGGCCUCGAGCAGGACUACGGCGUCCAGAGCUCGGCUGUCUCACGCGACGACUGGGACUACAUGCUGCGCUAUCGGCUGUGGGAGGCUAACCGCCAGGCCUUCCUCCACCCGGAGAACUGGAUCGACCCGACGCUGCGCGACGACAAGUCGGAGCAGUUCCGCACCUUUGAAUCGACGGUGCUGCGGGCCAAGUUGACGCCGGAUUCCAUCGAGGACGCCCUCCGCACGUACAUCUACGCCGCCGACGAGGUCGCCCACUUGGAGCUGCUCACGUACCUGUGGGAACGCCGGGAGGUCGCCGAGGGCCAGGGCGCCGUGGAGGACGAUAUCGGCGGCGUCCAUCUCUUCGCCCGCACGCGUACGACCCCCUAUCGAUAUUUCUACCGGCGCGUGGACUUCCGCGGCGCCUAUGACGCCUACUAUGUAUUCUGGCGGCCGUGGACGAUGCUAGACGUCGGCAUCAUCCCGCAGGACGUCGACCUCGACGGCCGCAAGCUGGACCGCCCCGGCACGUAUCUGGUCCCGACCAUCUUCCGUCGGCGUCCCACUGACAUCGACGGGCGUCUGUAUCUCUUCCUGCCUCAUCUGACCCUCAAGACGCUGCAGAAACAGCGGAAGACCGAUGACAGUUUCUCCACCAUGGCCAACGAGAAGCCGAGCGACCUCAAGUCCAGCCACUACUGGGAGCUCUCAAUGGGCUGGACGGAGCUGCGCAACGGCCAGUGGACGGCCAAACAGGUCGCCCAGGGCGUCGUGGAGAUCCAUGAGACCAACGGGGUCCUGCCGCAUGCGGGAUCGUUCCGGUUCUGGACCAACACGCGCAAGAUCCCGUCAGCCUUCAAUAAGAAAGAGGAAUUCAAUGUCCUCACCAUCGAGGUCGAGACCUGGCAGCAGAAGUCUGGAAGCACCGGGCUGGACGGCUGCACAACCGUAGCCCUGGGCCGCUACGAGAUGCAAGGCCCUCGCCUGGUGCUGGACCCAGCCAAUGCCACUCCCUCGGGCGAGAAGACGGUGCCGACGGACUUCAUGCGACUCUCAUGGCAUGUCAACGCGGGCAGCAAGGACACGGUGCCCUCGGAGGAUUCAAUAACUCACGACGGGACCAGCGAGCAGCUAUAUCUGGCCAAGACCGGCAGACCCGCCAGCAGCUCCAACUACAGCUGGACGCUGUGCCUGGACCAGAUCAACUGGGAUCGGCCCACGGGCCUGCUGCUAGAGACCUCCACCAGCGACGGCGUGCAGAGCCUGCUGGCCUAUCCGCAGUAUCUGGCGCGCGAUCGACAGAAAUACCGGCUGCCGUUCGCCCAGGAGCUGCUGAGCAACCCCGUCGCGCCGGUCCUCGUGGAGACGGCCACGCUGGGAUCGGGUUUCGAGGACAUCUUUCAGACCCUAUCCAACCUCCCCGAGGGCUACUAUCCCAACGCCUUUGGGCAGUCGGGUCUGUCGAAGAGCAUCCGCGUCUUCCACGAGCUCGCCCGCUCCCACGCGCUGUACCAGUGGGAGACGGGCGUCCACGCCGUCAGCCUCCUGAUGGAGCGCCUGCAGGCGACGGGCCAGUACGAACUGGCUCUCCGUGUCGCGCGGUGUGCCUUUGAUCCGACCAUGGAGGGCACUGACCUGACGCGCUGCUGGCUCUUCCCUCCCUUCCGCGAUCACAACACGACGCAGCCUCCAGACGAUACCCUUGGGUCGAGCGAGCAGGACCGACUGGCGCUGGCCGACUGGGCCGAUGCCCAUGCGAAUGUACAUGCGGCCGCGCGCGGUCACCCCAUCGCCUACAUGAAGCGGCUGGCCAUGAAGUACAUUGAGAUCCUACUCGACGCCGGCGACGCCUGGUUCCGCCAGAACACGCUCGAGGUGCUGCCGCUAGCGAUGCAGCGGUACAUCGAGGCCUCGCACGUCUUUGGACCGGCGCCGGUGCCCAUGCCGUCGCUGGGCAAGCGACAGGUGCUCACCUACAACCAACUCGUCAAGCUGGAUGCUGACCAGAACCCCAACCCCAAGGUCGACCUCGAACUGGACUUCCCCUUCCAGUCGGACGUCGAAGAACGCGGCCAGUCUGCUGUCCAGCUUGACAGCCAGACCAACGUGCCGUACAUCGAGACCGGCUACUUCUGCGUGCCGGCGAACAUGCAGAUCCUCGCCUUGCGGCAGCGCAUCGACGACCGGCUGUUCAAGAUCCGGAAUAACAUGGACCUUUACGGCAAUAUUCAGGAUCGGGCGCUCUUUACACCUCCUAUCGACCCAGGUCAACUACAACGGGCGCUGGGCGCCGGCAUCAGCCCGUCCGGGUUCGCCGCUGAUCUGAACGGCGAGGCCACUCCCCGGUAUCGAUUCCGGGAGCUUCUCCAGCAGGCCCGGAGGUUGACGGACGAGCUGCGGUCGAUGGAAGCCUUGAUCAUCGGCAUCCGAGAGAAAAAGGACGCCGAAGCCCUGUUCGCCCUGUCGACGGGCCAGCGCCAGGCCGUCCAGCGGCUCGUUCUGGAGACGAAGAAACUGCAGACGGAUGAAGUGAAUAGGACUAUCGCUGUGCUGCAAGAGACGCGCCGCGCGCACGAGACCCGGCUGGGCUUCUACCUGGCGCUCACAGGUGACAAUAAGACAUACAGGAUCCCCGACGCCGACACCGCGUGGGACGAUAUCCCGCAGAACAUCGACAUCCCCUCCACUGACAGCCUCCGCGUAACGCCAAACGAGAAGCUAGAGAUCGACAGCUCGUUCACGGCCAUGCUGCUAGGGCAGGGAGCCGCGUCGCUAGAUACUAUCGCGGCCGCCCUGCUCAUCAUCCCGCAGGUGACGGUCCAGGCGGAGCCCCUGGGCGUCGGCGUCUCGACCGAAGUCGGCACGGGCAUUGUCGCGCGGACGCUGCAGGCCACCGCCAGUGGGAUCCGGCAGGGCAGCGAUAUCGUCCGCGAAGAGGGCCUCAGCGCGGGGCGGACAGGCCAGCUGAUGCGCCAGCUGCAGGAGCGGCGCCAGGCGGCCAACCAGGCCGGCCGCGAGAUCAAGGUCGUCGACCGGCAGAUCGAGGUGCAGAAGGCCAUGCAGAAGCGCAUCGAUAGCGAGGUGGCCUCGCUGCAGAAGGAGAUAGACAACGCCAGUGAGGUCCUGGAGUGGUUGCAGUCCAAAUACACCAAUGAAGAGCUCUACAACUGGCUGGACAAUCAGUACCGCAGCCUCUACCAGGACACCUACCAGCUGGCGGCCGACCUGGCGCAGAAGCUGCAAAGGGCCUACAGCUUCGAGAACCCACGAGACAGCAACUAUUACCUGCGACCAGCCGGGGCCGGAUACUGGGACAGCAGCCGGGACGGCCUGCUGGCGGGGGCGAUGCUGGGGCUCGAUCUCGAUCGCAUCGAGAUGGCUUACAUGAACAGCCAGCCGUUCGACUUUGAGAUGGAGAAGAAGAUCUCCCUACGCCAGCUGGAUCCAGCGCAGCUGCUGGCCUUGCGUGAAAGGGGAAUCGCAACCUUUAGUCUUCCAGAGGUCCUGUUUGAUCUCGACUUCCCUGGCCACUACUGCCGGCGCAUCGUCUCCGUGGGCGUCCAGAUCCCCUGCAUCGCCGGCCCAUUUGAGAACCUGAACUGCACCCUGAGCCUGAACUCGUCCUCCUAUCGUGUUACGGAUACGGCCACCAGCGGCGACGACUACUCUACGGCGGACGGUUUCCGCAGCGACCACAGUCCCAUCAUGGCCAUCGCCGUAACGACGGGUCAGUCCGACAGCCGCCAGUUCAACCUGGCCUUCCAGGGCAACAAGUACCUCCCCUUUGAAGGUGCUGGCGCCAUCUCGACCUGGUCUCUGGAACUCCCCAACCCCAUCCGGCAGUUCGACUACGGGACCAUCGCUGACGUGGUCCUCCAGCUGCGGUACACGGCCGUGCGCAGUACCAGGUCCCAGUUCAAGACCGCAGCAACGAAUGCCGCAAAGAAACAGCUGAAAUCUACCGCGGCCGGCGCUCGCCAUCCCUGUACGCUUGUGGACGUUUCCACCGACUUUGCCAGUCCUUGGAUCCUCUUCCGGGACCAGCUACGCAGCGGCACGAAUCCGUCAGUGUCUAUGGUCCUGGCCGAUUUCAAUCGACUGCUACCUUUCUGGACUCGGGGGGCGAAUAAGAUAACCGUGCAGAAGAUUUCUCUCGUUCUCACGCCAUCGGAAAGGCUGGGUGAUCUGGCGACUGCACUGAGUAUCAAGGAACUCGACUCGAUCAAGCACUGGUCGCCUGACAACACGACGCUGAAGGACUGCUUAAUCCUGACGGCGGACAAGGUCAACAAGGUCCUGCCGUCGACGUGGACUCUACAGGUGGAUAACAAGAGCCAGACCAAGUAUCCGGUGAAGAAGAUGUGGGCGAUGGCCGAGUACACGGUGGACUAUUCAUAGACAGGUUGAUAUAAAUAGUCUCAUAGUGUACGGUGUAGAAGUUACUCCUACCUAACGAUCUAGUAAUUUACUUAUUCUUUAAUAUCGGUAUGAGGUUUUUUCAUCGCCAGUCUUGCAUAAUUGGGAUUCCAUUUCCGGAACUGCUGCGCGUCGAUCAUGAUCCUGCUACCGACGUGGGCUUUCACCAGUUGAUCCUUAUGUGGGACGAACAUAUUUCCGUCAUAUUGGCUAUGGUAACAGCCAAUGAGUGGUACGAACUUUCCACCGGCGGAUACAAGGCGCGGCCAGAUUUCCG